Messenger RNA from Xenopus tropicalis (tropical clawed frog), 985 nucleotides. It is a transcript of the gene pspn, whose product is annotated as persephin. Bases 1 to 519 code for a protein of 172 amino acids. Gene Ontology annotation, biological process: animal gross anatomical part developmental process; system development. Gene Ontology annotation, molecular function: growth factor activity; glial cell-derived neurotrophic factor receptor binding; receptor tyrosine kinase binding. The transcript is spliced from 2 exons. Gene Ontology annotation, cellular component: extracellular region. NCBI's taxonomy places the organism in Eukaryota, Metazoa, Chordata, Amphibia, Anura, Pipidae. The record is from RefSeq and is a predicted model, not a curated record.
AUGAGAUUUGGGGGGCAGAUCUUCCUGCCCCUGUUCUUCACGCUCCUUGGGAAUGUGGUGUCAGUGGCUCUGGAGUACGAGCAGGCUUACAAUGUCAGGCCGAGCAGACUCAGCUUCCGCUCAGAUACAGGCGAGCCCUCCCUGGAAUACGAAGACACGCCAAGGCUGAGAGUGAGGCGGAGACUAAUGCAGUAUGGCCGCCCCCGAGGGGAAGAUCGAGAGUGCCGCCUAAAGAUGCUGCUGCUCACGGUUGGCGACCUCGGCCUCGGCUAUGAGUCGGAGGAGACCGUUCGCUUCAAGUACUGCAGCGGCGGCUGCCCAAGGUCUCGCACCAACCACGACCUGACACUUUCGCGCCUGCUGCAGAAGAGCGAUAUCCCCUCCCUGCUGGAGGAAAAGAUCUUCGGGGGGCCGUGCUGCCGCCCCACACACUACGAAGACGUGGUCUUCCUGGACGACAAACACCAGUGGCAUACGGUGGAGCAGCUGUCGGCGGCCGCGUGCGCUUGUGUUGGCUGAAUCGGCUCACGUGCUCGCGGGUUACAAAAUGGCGAUGCAGGGCAGCCCCAACGCCAAGCUAUGGACCGUAGUUAUGAGCGCAAUAUAUUUAACACCUGCUACCCCCGUGCUAGUAUAGCAUCUGCCCUGCCACUGGGGAAGGGGAAAGACAUUAGUGGGAGGUUUAGCAAUGCUUGAGUUUGAUUGGUUUUCUCAAUUCGAGUUUUUUUUGCACUUAAAAACGGUUCAAAAACUCGAAUGUCUGGUAUUUAUUUAUAAGUGCAAAACCCCCGAAAACAUGAAUGUAAACAUUUGUCAUCUAAAAGUUUCUAUCGAAGUCAAUGGGAGUUGCCAAAGUCAAGCCGUAUUCUCAAACUCACAUUUUUGGAGUUUUUCGAGAUAUUUGAGUUUUUGGUUUUUUUUUUAUACCUUAUUAAUAAGUAAGUGACCAAUCGAAAUGCGAGUUAAUCUGAUAAAAGGUGGCCAU